Molecule: messenger RNA, 440 nt
Organism: Durotheca rogersii
Lineage: Eukaryota; Fungi; Ascomycota; Sordariomycetes; Xylariales; Xylariaceae
Product: Acylphosphatase
Exons: 4
Coding region: 93-368 (91 amino acids)
Molecular function (GO): acylphosphatase activity
Source: RefSeq, a predicted model, not a curated record
GGAAUGCAGCUGUAAGCCCAUCCCCAACCAACCCUCCUCCUUAUCUCUCUUGCUGUGCAUCCAAUAUCUCGCGCCGCGACACCGCCCUUAAGAUGUCACAAAGAGUCUACUUCCUCGCCCACGGCCGCGUCCAGGGCGUCAGCUACCGGCACUUCGCCCAUAAGAAGGCUGCCGAGCACGGCGUCACAGGAUGGUGUCGGAACACAGAGAAUGGCAAGGUCGAAGGCGAAGCCCAAGGGGAGGAGCAUUCUAUCAGAUUGUUCCUCAAGGAACUUGACAAGGGCCCGACGCAUGCGCGUGUCGUCAGGCUGGAUCAAGAGUCUCGAGAGGUGCAGGAGGGCGAGGAACUAUUUGUAGUGCGGCGGUAGAGAGCGAGGGCAUAUCCAAGUACUGGCGUUCGAGGAGCAAGUGAUCCAGGGAUAGGCUCCAUCCCUAUGUUA